ACACAAUCACGGAAGCACUCUGGCGUCGCAGGGCACCGGAGUACUGUUAUUUGCCUCCCUUUCUACCGAUCUCACCGGCUGUAUUUGGACCCCUGAACCUUUAACGGCGACACCUGAGAUACCGCAAUGCUCUCACCGAGGCUCCUGCUGUUGCGGUCGGCUGCAUCCUUGACGACAAGGUCGUUUUGCACGGGGGGCGUGUCGAAGCAGGGCAGGGCGCCGGACAUGGCUGAAGGAAAUCCACUUUUACACGUGUCUAAUGUGCGAAACAGGCUGAGAGAAAUCGUGGGAGCUUCCACUAACUGGAGUGACCACCAGCAGGCCAUGGCGGAGCGUGUGUCGCUGUCAUCCAUGUUGGCGAAGUCUCAGAAUGACCUUCCUGCCAAGAGGAUGAAGGACAGCUACCUGGAGGUGCACCUGCCUCUGGGCUCUGAGCCACAGCUCAGAGAGAAAUACCUGACCUUCCACAAUACCGUCAGGUUUGGUAGAAUCCUGGAGGACUUGGACAGUUUAGCAGUCCUCAUCUCCUAUUCUCACACCUAUAAUAAGGCACUGAAGAGGUCUCCUCUGUCCAUCGUCACUGCCCUUGUGGAUAAGAUUGACAUGAGGCAGCACAUCAUCUACCCUGACUGCGACAUCAAGUUCACUGGUCAUGUGACGUGGGUGGGAAAUACCUCUAUUGAAGCCAAGAUGCACAUGUCACAGUUCCAUGAUGGCACGUAUUCUCCAAUUCUGGAUGCUACAUUUGUCAUGGUGGCACGGGAUCCAGAAAACAAGAGGGCAGCUUUUGUGAAUCCACUGAGGCCAGAAGGUCCAGAAGAGGAGAAACUUUUUCAGGAAGGAGAAGCUAAUAAAGCUCGCCGUGUGGCUCUGAGCACUGCCUCACUCCUGAAGGUGGCACCUGUAGACGAGGAGAGAAAGAUCGUACACAGUCUGUUCCUCAACACGCUGGACCCAAAGACGGUUAGUUUCCGCAGCAGAGUUCUGCCUCCAAACUCUGUAUGGAUGGAAGACGCCAAACUGAAAGGACUGGAGAUCUGCCACCCUCAGGAGAGGAACAUCUUUAACAGGAUAUUUGGAGGGUUUCUGAUGAGGAAAGCCUACGAGUUGGGCUGGGCCAACGCCUGCUCCUACGGAGGAUGUCGACCCAGUCUGGUGGCUGUUGAUGAUAUCCUCUUCCAGAGACCCGUGGAGAUCGGCUCCCUGCUGCUGCUCUCAUCACAGGUGUGUUACACACAGGGGAAGUACAUCCAGGUCAGAGUUCACAGCGAGGUGUUCGACCCGCUGACCCGCCAGCACAACACCACGAAUGUCUUUCACUUCACCUUCGCUUCUGACCGUGAUGUCCCCAACAUCAUUCCAAUGACAUAUGGAGAGUCGAUGCUGUACCUGGACGGGAAGAGACACUUUAAUCAGACUGUGGAGGAAUGAAACCAACAUAUCAGUGGACUGCCUGCCAAAGCCUUGCAGCAUCUGACCAAUGAGAGUGUGUGUGGGGGUGUGUAUGUGUGAAUGAAUGCAGUAUACAUCCUUUUUACAUCACACCUUGUUAACUUUACAGUCCUCCACACGAUGACCAUGUUUGACUCCAUUAUUUUUUCUGGAAGUUUACAUUUUGGUGUCAAGAGGACCACUACAGUACAACACCGAAAGACAUUUUUUGAGAUUCAUUUAUAUUUUUUUCACUCUUUGUUUCACAGUUGUAUCCAUGGUUACAGCUACCAGGCGGUUUGUUUUGACAACAUGCAGCGUUUACAGCUUCUCAACAGUCAAAUGAACCAACAGUUUCCUGGCCUCGUCUUAACCUCAUGUAUACCUGAUGUGCAUGGCUUUACAGUAUGUUACAUUUUUAUAUUCCACUGUCGCUUAUACGCACAAAACUGUACUUUUUUUUUUUUACGGUAAAUGGGAAGAUUUAUUCUGAAUGUGUCAGAAUGCUGUGAGGGGGAGGAGGGUGCCAUUUUUUUCCUGGCCUUAAGAUGUGUAUUUACUCAAAUGCAAUAAAUGAAUUCUAUUUAUCUUGA
Molecule: messenger RNA, 2024 nt
Organism: Epinephelus lanceolatus (giant grouper)
Lineage: Eukaryota; Metazoa; Chordata; Actinopteri; Perciformes; Serranidae
Gene: acot9.1
Product: acyl-CoA thioesterase 9, tandem duplicate 1
Biological process (GO): acyl-CoA metabolic process
Cellular component (GO): mitochondrion
Molecular function (GO): fatty acyl-CoA hydrolase activity
Source: RefSeq, a predicted model, not a curated record